AUGGCCGAAGGUCUUUCCGAGGGAGGGAGCGGGAGUUUGGUUCUCAGCAAGCUCUCAGCUCCCACCGUUAGUCGUUUUCAGCCCGUCGGACGCUGGUACGAGUCGCGUGCUCGUCACGUGCGCCUGCUCAGCGGGGGGAGCAGUGGAGGCGGGGUCGUGGGAGAGAGUGAGGAGGAGGGGGAAGAGGGGAGGGGGGACGAAAUCAAUCCUCUUCUCUUAGACCCCACACAAUGGAAGGACCAGGAUCACUACGUACUUCUGGGUCUCGGGAAACUAAGGUGGCAGGCCACUCAACAGGAUAUCAGAAAGGCAUAUCGUCAGAAGGUGUUGGUUCACCAUCCUGACAAGCAGCAGCAGUCGUCAGGGGAGGGCGAGGGGGACGAUCACUUCAAGUGCAUCAAGAUAGACUCUGCGUUUGAAGAAGUCAACACUUUCUACACGUUCUGGUACAACUUUGAGUCGUGGCGGGAAUUCUCUUACAUGGACGAGGAGAACCUGAAGAAGGCAGAGAAUCGUGAUGAGCGGCGAUGGAUGGAGAAACAGAACAGGGCCGUGAGACUGAAGAGGAAGAAAGAAGAAACAACUCGUAUUAGAACACUUGUGGACACGGCGUACUCACUGGAUCCGAGGAUCAAGAGGUUCAGGGAGGAAGAGAAGGCGGAGAAGGAGGCUCGCAAGAGAGCAAGAGCUGAGGCUGCCAGACAAGAGGCCGAGGAGAAAGAAAGAGUGGAGCAACAGAGGUUGGCGGAGGCGAGGGAGAGGAGGGAGAGGGAAGAACUGGCAAACAAGGCACAGGCUGCGCAAGCCAAGAAGGAGAAAGAAGCGGCCAAGAAGGGGGAGGUGGUCGCCGGGCGACUGGAGGACCUGGAGGCUCUGUGCGAGUCCCUCUCUCUGGAGCAGCUGCAGGGUCUGAAUGAGAGGCUGAGGGGAGGGAGGGAGGAAGAGGGGAGGACUGCUGUGGAAGAGGCUCUGCUGGUGAAGAGACAGAGAGAAGAGGCAGAGCUGGCUGCCCAGGCUAGAGUAAGUCAGACUGGUGCUCAAGGACAGGGAGGAGGAGGAGGGGGAGGAGGGAGAGGUGUUCUGUCCGACAAGGACUGGUCCAGAGAAGAGGUGCAGCUGUUGGUAAAGGCAGUAGCUCUGCACCCGUCUGGCACUAACAAGAGGUGGGAGGUCAUUGCUGGAUUUGUCCAUGAUCACUCCAAGGAAAGGGGGACCAGACCUAAGACACCCAAACAGGUGAUCCAGAAGGUGAAGAGUCUGCAUAAGUUGGAGGCCUCUCAGAGAGACUCUGAGAAUUGCCAGGCCUUCACCGAGUUCCAGCAGACACUCAACUCCAGAACACCUGUUGUGGAGGCCACACCCACCGAGAGAUAUGAUAGACUACCGUGGACAACAGAUGAGCAGAAGUUGCUGGAGAAGGCCCUCCGGACCUACCCAGCCAGCACGGCCGAAAGAUGGGAGAGGAUUUCCGAGAUGGUUGGCUCUCGCUCCAAGACAGAGUGUGUCGCCAGAUGCAAGGAGCUGGUGGCUAGAGUCAAAGCAAAGAAACAGUCGUCCUGACAGAAAUCACAGCUCUCAACUUAAUUCUCAAUCUUCUGCUAUUUAUUAUGAGACGAGCUUGUGAUACAAAACUCUUCAUGAAUUCACAAUAAUUUCUGUGAUAUGAUAAUUAUGUUGGGUUACGAAGAUCUGCAGUGUACUAUGAUGAUGCUUGACCAGAUCCUAAGACACAGGAUUGUCUUUGAAAUAGAUGACGUUCCAUGACCCGUGCUUCUUGAGUAUAGUGUUUGUCCGGUGUUCUUCCUCCUUCCUCAUCUCCACGUGGAUCUCUCCGCACACUGGCAGAACAGCCACUUUCCCCACCGACAUUCGAGAUGCCACUAACAGCCUUGUGUCCUCCAGCAAGUCUUCUGCCUGCCCCUCUUCCUGCUGGACCACAGGCUCCACUCUGGAGCGAGUCUCAUCUUCUGGUAUAGCAGGUUUACAGACUGCUGGAUUAGCUUGUACUUGUUGCUGUUCUGAUGGAAGUCCUGAGUCGUUGUCCGAUGGACGAGACACUCUCCGCAGUUUCAUGUGAGUGAGAGGUCGCGACAGAGAGUGCACGUGCUUCGUCCAGUUGUGGUUUGUCGUGUACAACUUGCUGGACUCCUGACAGCGAAAUACUCCGUUUUUCUUUUCACCACCUCCCGACUUGGUAGGGGUGGAGGUGCAUUGAGCCGUACGGUCAUCACAGGUGGUGU
Messenger RNA from Geodia barretti, 2240 nucleotides. The record is from the annotation of a GenBank genome assembly. Lineage: Eukaryota; Metazoa; Porifera; Demospongiae; Tetractinellida; Geodiidae.